UCAAUACGGAAGCGGCGGGGUACUAGAGGGGUCCUACUGCUAGUGGGUGCAGGCCAUGGGGCAACCCUGGGCGGUGGGGACCGCGGAGGCGGCUCCCGCGCGGCUGCCCCUCGUGCUCACCGCGCUUUGGGCCGCGGCGGUGGGCCUGGAGCUGGCUUACGUGUUAGUGCUAGGCCCCGGGCCACCUCCGCUGGGACCCUUGGCCCGAACCCUGCAGGUUGCGCUGGCAGCCUUCCAGCUGCUCAACCUACUGGGCAACGUGGGGCUCUUCCUGCGCUCGGACCCCAGCAUCCGGGGUGUGAUGCUGGCCGGCCGUGGUCUGGGCCAGGGCUGGGCUUACUGCUACCAGUGCCAAAGCCAGGUGCCCCCGCGCAGUGGGCACUGCUCCGCCUGCCGUAUCUGCAUCCUCCGCCGGGACCACCACUGCCGCCUGCUGGGCCGCUGUGUGGGCUUCCGCAACUACCGGCCCUUCCUGUGUCUCCUGCUCCACGGUGCGGGCGUCCUGCUGCACGCCUCUGUGCUGCUGGGCCCGGCCCUGUCGGCCCUGCUGCGAGCCCACACACCCCUCCAUACCGCCGCCCUGCUCCUGCUGCCCUGGCUCAUGUUGCUCACAGGAAGAGUGUCUCUGGCGCAGUUCGCCCUGGCCUUCGUGACCGACACGUGCGUGGCGGGCGCGCUGUUGUGCGGGGCCGGACUGCUCUUUCACGGGAUGCUGCUGCUCAGGGGCCAGACCACGUGGGAGUGGGCUCGGGGCCAGCACGCAUACGACCUGGGCCCCUGCCACAACCUGCAGGCAGCUCUGGGGCCCCGCUGGGUCCUCGUCUGGCUCUGGCCCUUCCUGGCCUCCCCGUUGCCAGGGGACGGGAUCACCUUCCAGACCACAGCCGACGUGGGACUCAUGGCUUCCUGACUCCAGGAAGCGCCUGAGCUUGUACAAGCUGCACAAGGCGAGCAGGAGAGAGGACUCGUAACUCGUUUCAGGCCCACCCCCACCCCUAGCCUCAGAGGGAGGCAGGCUGGUACUUGAUGCCUGCUUUCAGCAACUCCCAUUGCCACGCUUGGGCUUGCCCUUGCCCAGCUUGGACUCCUAGGGUCCAGGGCUUGAGCCCUGGGAUUCAGCCUCUGUUAGUGGCCCCUGAGAACCAUGAAAGGUCUGGCAAGGGGCUGCUUGGCCUGCCUGGCUGCCCCAUUGCCAGGUUAAUAAAGUGCCCACUUGGUUCUGGGACUCCCUCCAGCUUUGUGGGUUUUUGGUCCUCCUCGGUGGCCCAGGCUGCUGUUUUUGUUUCCUUUGACUGUCAGACCUGGGAACCACAGAAUGCCUGAGGGCGUGAGGAUCCAGAGCUCUGCUUCCUGUGGCCUUGGGGCAGGGGGGCUGGGGAGUUGGGGUACAGCAGGCUAAGGCAGAAUGUAGUGAUCCAGGGUAUGAGAACCCACAAUUCUUCCCCAGGUUGAGUGCUUUAUAGUGAGGAGCUUUUCAACAGCCACAACCUCACUGAACUUGUCUCCAGCUAACCCGGUAUCCUGGACAGCAAUUAUGCCAGUGAAGAACUUAUGAGCUAUGAGAGUUGAUGUGGUAAGAUUUCACAGGGUAGUAAAUGGAGGAGUCUGGAUAUGAACCCAGAUCUUUGCAGUUUGUACUUCACCCUUUUUUGCCUGACCAAAAAAAUCAAGGCAGAGAAAUUGGGGUGGUGGGGGGAGGGAUGUUCAAGCAUCUGUCUAGGAUGGUGCCGAGACGGCUAAGCUCCUCUCUGGUCUCUUCAGGAGCUCCUUGUUAAACACUUAUUUAAAUAUAGUAAGUAGACACUUCAGUUACAUGUGGCAGAUUUAGCUUUGUGAGUUUACUUGUUUCCUCUUAAAAUCUAAAAUGAUAAUAAAGAAAUGAAAAAUGAUGUAAAUUUACAAAGAGAAAAUAGGGAGACAGCAGUAGACCAAAAAACCUGACAACAGUUUGAGAUGAAAAGUGGAUAGAGGCUCAUUUACUCUCCUAGAGAACCAGACACUGCAAUUAAGUGUUCCCCGAGGGAGGGGCCGAGAGGCCACCAAAUCCCCCACCCUCCACCCUGAGCCCUGGAGAGGCCCUGGGGUUCCACCAGCACCAUGGAAGGUGAGGUUUGGGGCUGACAAGAGGGACUGUGAGGAACAGCUAGGAUCUCCCUCCCCCCAGGACCCAUCUGACCCCUUGCAGCCAAGCAGCUACCCCACUGGGGUGGAGGUGUGGGCUUUUGAAGCAGCUUUGUGUCCUGGGGAAACUGGGGAGGGUGGGGGUGAGGGGCUGGACCAAAAGUGGGGUUAAGUGAAAAUCUACAAAUGCGGCUGGGGCAGGGGGUAGUCCUCCACUGACAUGGCAGGUUGCCUUCCAAGAGCCCUCAGAGAAGCCCAAGGCUCUGCCCACGUCCACGAAGGUUUGAGCUGCUAGGACUUCUUUGCUUUUCUAAACAGUGUGCACUAUUACUAUUUAACUCGGUUAGGAACUUUGUGUCGAGGAAGGCAACAGCACCCCACUCCAGUACUCUUGCCUGGAAAAUCCCAUGGAUGGAGGAGCCUGGUGGGCUGCAGUCCAUGGGGUCGCUAGGAGUCAGACAUGACUGAGCGACUUCACUUUUACUUUUCACUUUCAUGCACUGGAGAAGGAAAUGGCAACCCACUCCAGUGUUCUUGCCUGGAGAAUCCCAGGGACAGGGAAGCCUGGUGGGCUGCCGUCUCGGGUCACACAGAGUUGGACAUGACUGAGGCGACUUAGCAGCAGCAGCAGCAGCAGCAGCAGCAGGAACUUGGUGUAGCUGUCUCUUUGUACAUAAGCACUGGCAGACUUGCCAUUUCCUUCUCUGCUUUACCCCCAUCCUCUAGAAUCUUUUCUUGUUUUGUUUGGUUUUGAACUAAAUAGUGAAGAGAUGCAAGGAAAUAUUUCAAGACAAAGAACACCCUCCCUACCCCCAUUUCAGAAAUGGAUACAACUUCCCCGGCAGCCCAGUGGUUGAGACUCCGCGGCUCCCAAUGCAGGUGGAUACCGUGUGGUCCCUGCUGUGCCUGUCCCUGGUAGAGGACACACCGUGCUCUCAGUCAUUCCCUUGCUUGCUUUGUGAUUUUAUUAUAGAUGUUCUGUUUUGCAUGUUUCCGACUUUUAUAUAAAUGAAGCUAUACCAUGUUUAUUUGACUGCAAUUUGCUUUUUCCUUUAAUACCAUGUAUCUGAGAUUUAUCCAAAUUAACAUGUGUAGCUGUAAGGCAUUCUUUUCCUUGCUGUAUAGUGAUCCAUCAAAUAUACAAUUUAUUUUUCUCUUUUGUCCCACUGAUCAUUUUAUCUACCUGUGUGUGUUCUCCUAAGAUCUAUAGUUGGCCCUUGCUCUUCUAUAUAAAUUUUAGAAUCAGCUUGUUGCAUUCCAUCAAUAAAAACCCCUUUUAAAUUGUGAUGGAACCCAACUGAAUCUAUAUAUCAGUUUGGGGAAAAUCAGCAUGAGAUUGAAGUUUCCAGUCGUGAACAUGGUGUAUCUCUCCAUUUAAUGUUUUCAAUAAAGUUACUUUUUCUCAUAAAUUGGUUAAACUUAAGUACUUCAUAUUGUGCUGCUGUUAUUCAUGGUUUAUGAAAAUAAUUUUUUGUCCAAGAAACCUGAAAUUUAUGAUUUACUUGAAAAUUCUGAGUUCUCUGUAUGUAUAAUCAUCUCUGUGAAAAGGUACUCUUAUUUUUCUUGCCUCUCUCUGUCUGGGUGGAGAAAAGUGUGGGCACCCUUGACUUGUUUCUGACAUUAGAGGGAAUAAUUUCAGUAUUUCAUCAUAAAAUAUAUUUGCUGGUUUUUGAAAAAAAAAACAACAACAACUCAUUAGGCUGAGAAAUUUCCUUUCUAUUCCAAAUAUGUUGAGUUUUUAUCCUUAUACUUUCAUUCUCUGCCUCCUAAGAAUGGUCUGAAUAUGGAUUUUUACGUUUUCUAUUUGAAGUAGUCACUUUUAUCUAUUUUAAUUGUUAUUGGAUAAAUUUCUACCCCUUUAUUUUGUGCCAUCGCCUCUUUUCCAGUUUUUUACUUUUUUAUUUAAAGUUGUUUUUUGCUGGAUGUAGAAUUCCAGGCUAAUAGUUAUUUCCAGUCAAUAUACUGAAAGCUUUGUUCUGUCUUUAUGGUCUCCAUUUUGUUGUCCUCACUGUUCCUUUGAAGAUACUUUUUGUCUCCAGCCGUUUUAAAGGUUUUUUCUCUUUGGUAUUCUGCCGCUUUACUGCGAUGUGUCCCAGUGUGGUCUUCUUUGUACUUAUCUUAAUGGGAUUCCUCGGGUUUCCUGAUUCUAUGAAUUGAUCUUUCAUCUGUUCUAGAAAACCGUCUUCUCUUCAAUUCUCAGUCAUCUCUGUCCCCUGGAACUCUGAUUAGACCUUCCUACUCCAUCCUCCUUGCCUCUUAUAUAGCUCAUAUUUUCUGUUUCUGGUAUUCUGGAUAAUUUCUACAAAUCUGUCUCCCAGUUAAGUCUUUCUUCAGCUGCUAAACCAGCCUAUUGAAGUUUUUUUUUUUGUUUCUGUUUUUAGUGGUUGUACCCACUUAUCUGUUGAGUUUUACCUGUCAAAUAUUUUAUCAUUUCUAGAAAUUGUUUGGUUCCUUUUCAGAUUUGCUUAUUUAUAUACUCUUGCUGUCUUACAUUUUGUUUCCUUUUUCUUUAAAUAUAUUGAAAGCACAUAUAUCAUUUGGGAAUUCCAGUACCUUAAGUUUCUGAGGCCUGAUAUUGCAGGUUUAUUGUUUGCUCUUGCUCACAGUGCCAUAUUUUCCUGCAGUUCAUGAGUUGUGACUGUGAAUUCAUACUUUUUGGAAUUUUAUCAAUGGGGAUUUUUUGAGAUUAAGAGUAAAUUCCUCCGCAGAGGAAAUACGUUUAUCAGUUGCCUGAUGACAAAUCAACCUGGCACUUUAAAUUCUCAGCUAGGGGUGGUAUGGCUCACCCAGGUAUUGUCAAUUCAGGCUGCAGACUUCUUCAGGGAGGCAUGUGGUUAAAAGUUUUCAGGAGAGAUUUUUUUUUCCCCCUCUCUUCUACCCAGUACUAGACUUGGAAAUAGGCAGUUUCUUUUGUUGAUUCUAUUAAGAUUUCAAAGAACCAGCUUUUGGUUUUCAUUGCUUUUUCUCUGUUGAUUUCCUAGUUUUGAUCUCUUUGAUUUCUGCUCUUUUUAUUUUGGAUUUACUCUUGCUCUUCUUUUUCUCGUUUCCCAUGGUGGAAAUGUAAAUUAUUGAUUUUAGGUCUUUUGUCUUUUCUAACAUAUCCAUUCAGUGCUACAAAUUUCCCUCUCAGCAAUGCUUUCACUGCACCCACAAAUUUUGAUAAAUUGUUUUCAUUUUAAUUUAGUUCAAAAUAUUUUAACAUUUGAGAUUUCUUCUUUGACCCAUGUAUUAUUUAGAAGACUACCGUUUAAUCUGCAAGUAUUUUUAAAUUUUCCAAUUAUUUUUCUGUUACUGAUUUACAUUUUAGUGUGAGAGCAGACACUUCAUAAUUUCUAUUAAAUCUGUUAAAGUGUUUUUUAUGGUCCAGAAUAUGAUCUGUCUUGGUGAAUGUUCUAUGUGAGCUCCAAAAAAAUGUGUAUUUUAGUGUUGUUGAAGUAGUCUGUAGAUGUCAAUUAAAUCCAGUUGAUUGAUGGUGUUGAACUUAA
Capra hircus (goat) is the source of this 5606-nucleotide messenger RNA. RefSeq names its product zinc finger DHHC-type containing 24 (gene ZDHHC24). Gene Ontology annotation, molecular function: protein-cysteine S-palmitoyltransferase activity. Gene Ontology annotation, biological process: protein targeting to membrane; peptidyl-L-cysteine S-palmitoylation. NCBI's taxonomy places the organism in Eukaryota, Metazoa, Chordata, Mammalia, Artiodactyla, Bovidae. The coding region runs from base 56 to 910 and encodes 284 amino acids. Gene Ontology annotation, cellular component: Golgi apparatus; endoplasmic reticulum. The record is from RefSeq and is a predicted model, not a curated record. The transcript has 3 exons.